Messenger RNA from Camelina sativa (false flax), 822 nucleotides. Lineage: Eukaryota; Viridiplantae; Streptophyta; Magnoliopsida; Brassicales; Brassicaceae. The record is from RefSeq and is a predicted model, not a curated record.
AUGGCCAUUAAAUCAGAUAUGUCAAAAGCUUUUGAUAGGGUUGAGUGGAAAUAUCUUGAAUCUUUGUUGCUUGCUCUAGGGUUUAGUCCACUAUGGGUUUCUUGGAUAAUGAGAUGUGUUACCACUGUUUCAUAUACGGUCCUCAUUAACGAUCAACCUUUUGGUCUAAUCAUCCCCAAAAGAGGACUAAGACAGAGGGAUCCUUUAUCCUCUUUUCUUUUUGUCUUAUGCACAGAAGGGCUUACCCACUUAAUGAACAAAGCCGAAUCAAAUGGUCUCAUCAAUGGUAUUCAAUUCUCACCAGAAGGUCCAUCUGUUCAUCACCUUCUAUUCGCCGAUGAUAGUUUGUUUUUGUGUAAAGCUGAUUUGCCCCAAUGUGAAGCUCUAAAGAACAUUCUCAAUGCUUAUGGUAUUGCAACUGGUCAGUGCAUAAAUGUUAUCAAUUCAUCAAUUACAUUUGGCGAUAAGGUGGAGGAGGAAAAGAGGAAGGAUCUACAAGAGACCUUAGGUAUCUUUGUUGAGGGUGGGGCAGGCACAUACUUGGGUCUCCCAAAAUGUUUCAGUGGCUCAAAGAUCCUUCUGCUGGAUUACAUCAAAGAGCGUCUUAAAUCAAGAUUCUCAGGCUGGUUUGCUCGUUCAUUAUCACUUGGUGGUAAAGAGAUUCUUCUUAAGGCGGUGGCAAUGGCGACUCCAGUAUAUGCUAUGUCCUGUUUCAAGUUACCAAAAACUACUCUCUCCAAUCUCACCAGUGCUAUUCCACCAAAAAACUACUCUCUCCAAUCUCACCAGUGCUAUGUCAGAUUUUUGGUGGAAUGCAGUUGA